Molecule: messenger RNA, 12641 nt
Organism: Phasianus colchicus (ring-necked pheasant)
Lineage: Eukaryota; Metazoa; Chordata; Aves; Galliformes; Phasianidae
Source: RefSeq, a predicted model, not a curated record
UUAAUUUUUACAAGAAUCUUAAUGAGUCUGGACUGUUGGUCAUGCUUAGUAGAUCAUUGUAUAUUUUCUUCUGCCUUCUGGAGUAAAGCAGGUUCUAACAUGCCAGUUUUUGCAUCUGUUCAUGCACAAUAAUCAUCUGGUUUUUACUUCACAUGUAUUAAGGUUAUGCAUGUUUAGCAAUCCACUGUAACUUAAUUAGUUUUAAAUAAGGUGGGGUAACUGCUAAGUGACUGAGUAGACUUCAGUUAAAAUUCAGAAUGUGGUUCUUUAUCCAGCUGAAGAUAAGGAGAUGAAAGUGCAGUGCAAGAUGUCUUUCUUUGUUGGAAAAGCUUAGUGGGGAAGAAGUAUAGGGAUAGGAGAAGCAGAAGAAUUGCUUUAUUCUGAUAGCUUUGGGUUCAAACUCUUGUGUUUUAAUCUGCAUUUAGAGCUAGGGAUUCUCAAAUUUCUCAAAAUCAAACUGCUAAAUCUUCUAAUCUAUCAUCUCAUCUUCUUUGCUCUCUUAAUUUUCUUGUUUUUGCCCAUGGGUUUGCUUUUCUUGCUGUACAUUCUUUUUUCUGGCUGAGAGCAGACAAUGAAAGUUGAAGUCCCUGCUGUGACUCAGAUGCUGCACUUAUACUGCUUAACAGGUGAUAGUCUGAGAAAUGGACAAUUUUGGCUUUAGAAAGAUUCUGUAUCAGGUGAGAUGAAAUUGUUCAUCAGAGGAUGAAUCCAUUAUGCAAUCUUGCUGUCAACAAAAGCACAAAGGAAGACAGUUAAUCUCUGCCACUUUUUUGUUACUUUGCUUCUGAAGGGUCACUAACAUUCUGCACAGAUUAUGAGAAUCAUCAAACUACUUUUCUUAAGAGGAAACUAAUCUCUCACAUCCAUCUGAAGUGACUGGCAGGAUAUGUCCCAGAUUAUAUUAUCCUUACAUAAGUUCAUAGUGAUGUAUGUUACUUGUACUAGUAGCUUGAUGAAGUCAAGUGUUUAAGCAGUGGUACUAUCCAUGAAACAGGAAACAGUUUGGGGGAAACAGAUACAGCUAUCUAAUGAAGGAAAUAAACUUCACUUUUAGAAUUCAUCCAUCAUAAAUGGGGAUGGAAGAAUUAGCAAGAAUCCAUUUUUGUGAUUUUGUUUUUAUUUAAUGCUAGUCUACACAGUGGUGGCAUUUAGAUUUGAUCAGAACAACUGAAGCACUAAGAAUCCUGCUUCUGCUGAAGGUGUGAGGAAUAUCUUAGUCACCUAUUAGGCACUCAAAAAUACACCCACAACCUUUGAUAGAUAUGUUAAUGUACUGUUGCGUCUGUUGUAUAAUUCACUUUUUUUGGAACUCUAAAAAGUAAUUGAACAGAAAUUCUGAAAACAGCUAAUGGAAUCAUUGUGUUCUUCACUUUGAGGUGCAUUAAAUGUCUCUCUUCUAAGUCUUUCCCUCUUAAAGCUUAUUCUUUGGCGUAGUUUCGUUUUGUGGAUAUAUAUAUAUAUUUAAUUUGUGCCCUUUAUAUUCAACUUUGUGGGUUCAGGUAAGAUUAUUUUUCAUUCCCCUGCUUGAGACUUCUUCUAUAUACUAAGACUGAGAACUGAAACUGAGAUGCUGCGUAUGAGGAGAAUUAUGCUAAGAAUUUAAUUUAAAAGAGCAUUUUCUUUUGCAAUGUUUAAGCAGUUGGAGGAUUUCAGCAGCACUUCCUUACUGGUGGCGCUUCAUUGCAACUAUUCACCUUCCUUGAAAGGAAUUGUGAGGCAUUUUCUUCUUUACAAUAGAAAUCCAUUCUGUUAACUAUAUUGUGAAACCAAUAGUUGUAUUAAUAUCUGAUCUAUCAGUGGCUCACAGUGUGAAAUUAGGCAAAUAAUUGAGACUCCUUGUAUUUCUGUUAAGUUUGGAAAAUAAGAAUGGUGAUUGUUUUAUUUAAAGUACCCUAGUACCAAAGUGCAAUGCAGACAAGAGUAUGAAAACAACUGUGUACUUAAGUGCCUUUGCAGUUGGUAAAGUUUGCCUCUAAUAUUCUAGGCAAUUUGAUGGCUAUUUGUGACUCAUAGCAUGUUCUUUAUCUACAAUAAAACUGCAUUGUAGGGUUGUGUUUUUAAAUAAAUUUAAUACCAUGUAAACGUUAUCAACAAUGUACCAAAAAGGGCCAUGGUUUGGCUUCUCCUAUCUUGUUUUUUGUUCAUUUUUUUGUCUAUCUAUGUACCAGUCAGAGGGGCGCAAUUCCACUGUGACCUUCUUUUUUUGAUUUAAUAAAAUGAAACUCAAGUGAGUUAUUAUUUGAUGAAAUUGGCAGAUGGAUAUGUAGAUGUUUGGUUUGGAACUAGGUGUGGGUGUAGUGUUUCUUACAUGUACUGGCAGUCAAAGUCCUUACUGUGUGCCAAUUAAGAAAGAGGAAAAAAAUCCAUUUAAGAGAUUGUUCACCUACCAAUAACAGAUAUAACAAACACUUGAGGGUAGGAAAGAGUAGCAGGAUAUCCAUUUGUAUCAACUGGAAAGCCUUGUCAGAAGUGGUCCAUUCAGACAAUUUUAAUUCCUGCUUGGGAUUUCAGUUGUAGUCAGCUUGAUGAUUAGAAUAUACAUUUAACAAAUAUUGUAACUAGUAUUAUUUAUAGCAAUUUGUUGCAUAUUAAAAGUAGAUGUUCAGGAGUCCAAAGCAUGUAUAAACACAAGAGACACUAUAGCUGGUUGUAAAACCCCCUAUUGACUUCAGGAGGUCUUGGUAGUUUGUCCACAAGUUCAGCCGGAGGCAAGUCUUGCUCUGUGCAGUUUCCAUGUUCAAAAAAAACAAAACAAAACAAAACAAAAAAAAAACCACCAAAAACCAAAAAACAACACAAUCCCACUUUGACUGUAAUGUGUUAUUGGUUUUUAGAUUUAGAUCCAGUUCAUCUAAUAAAAGUAGUUGCUUUCAAUAAAAAUUUAUCAAAGUGAGGCUGCAGUGCUUUUGAUAGACUUUUUGGGGAAAGCUUAGCUGGGUUUAUCACUGUGUUAUGAUUAUGGCUUGUUUUUUGUCACCUGCUUAUUAGUUAGAUAUUAAUAUUUGGUUUUUUUCUGUUUUGCCUUGGGACAUGAUUCUCGAAGUCUGUAAAUGUCUGCCCUCUUGCAGCAGCUCCUCCUUGACCCUUGCAGCUAAGUCUGGAAUUUGUAGCUUGGGUGAACUGAGUUAGACUGCAAUUGCGUAUAUGCAUUAUGCAGAAAAGUUCCACAGAAAAUUGAAGUUGCUCAUGAAUUUAAGACUGGUCAAGGAAAAAUUAUGUAUUGUUCUGUUACUUAGGCAGUAUGCUAUCCUGCAUGGUUUCUGAAUGGGGCUGAAGUUUAGCAGAAGGAACUCGUGUUAUGUUUGGCAUUACUGAGUGGGUACAUCCAGGAAAGUUUCCUUAGAGCAGUCUGAGCUCAUCCAAGAUUGGAAUGUAGGUGGAAGCCCCUGAGUUAAGAACUGAGGUAGGGGUUGGACUGUGACAUGUACUGAGAGAAUUUGUUUCUAAUUUUUUUUGUCACCAGAUAGGCUUUUAGGAAGCUUAGUAUUUAUUUAGGGAAUUUUGUAAUGUAACUUGUUCUAACAAUUUAUCGGUGUAAAGAUAUAGUUAUGCUAUAGAUGUUUCUUCUUUCUUUAUAAUGUCCUCUUGUAAAGGAACUGAUAAUAGCACUAUCUAUAGUGACACAUUUUGAAAUCCAGAAAAGAACACCAUCUUCUUAUCUGAUCUUCUGUUAUCGGUGCUGGUUAUAUUUAAUAUCUUGGAUUUCCUUCUGCACACAGUCCAGUAAUGAGUUUAUCUAAAAUCUAUUUUGUAUCAACUGCUAUUUCAAAACUAAAAAAUAAAGAAUCUAUCCUGUCUUGACUGUUCCAGCAGUCUUAUUUCUGAGAGAAAUAGAAAAAUGUAUUUUAAACAGGUACUUAUGAUUUUAAUCUUCAGCACUGUAUUUGAAUUCUUAUUUGUUUUUCAUUAUAUUAUUUUCAUGAAUUUGUCAGGUAGUCUGCUGUUGCUUUUUGAAUUAGUGGGGCACAAUUCUCAUGCUCUUACUUCCUGCAAUUUCCUUAAUGUUUUUGUCAGGAUUUAAUGUCAAAAAUCAUGAUAGUUCUGUCUGUAACUUCAGAGCUGAGGAAAACACAUGGUAUGUGUAUAAACUGCUCCCUAUAUUUAUCUUAUUCAGAAACACUUAUUUCUUCCUUUAGAAGCAAAGCAAACAAUUAAGUUGGAGUAAUCUUACUCAGAUGAGAGUUCUGUAAAAAUGAUGCAUAUUAUAAGCACUGGUUUCUUCUAUAGAACAAAAGAAAAAAAUGUUUGCUGCUUUUAUAUUCCACAAGGGAACACAGAGUAUUUGAUAUGUUACAUUGGUAAAAUGUGGCUGUCUUCAUUAGAUUUGUUAUUAUCCUUUAUUUUAAACAAGUUGCUCAUUUUCAUCAUUUUUGUGGAAUUUCCACUAGUGGCACACUUUACAACGAACCUUUGUUUACUUUCAGAGUCCUGUGUUGUUUUUUUUAAUUUUUUUUGCUUCCAACUUUUUUUUUUUCCUGACAAUCUGUGUUUAUAGAGAUAACGUGAUCUUGGCAAAGCUUGUAGUGCUGUAUCUUUGCAAAAGCUGGCUGGUAUUUCAGAUAACGAAUGAGUGGAGGACUCUCAGGCCACUGAUGAUUAAAGAAGCAUUAAGUAAACUAUCGUGCAAGUACAUUUUCCUGAAUUAUAAAGAUAAAAUGUCAGUGUUGUUAUCAUAAAUGAUUCAAUAUUAUAAAGCAAUUAAUAGGAUUUUAAAAAAGAACACUUUUUUUUAACUGUGCUGGAACCCUUCUAUAAAAGAAUAACAGAAAAUGCCAUAUUUAUAUAUGUAAUAAUUGAACUCUUAAGUCACUCACUAUUUAAGAAGCUUUUGAAUUCGUUGAUACAGGCUUGGGAGUUUUAGCAUUAGUUAAACUGCCAUUUACCAAAAUCAGUUCUUUUCAAGUAUUUCUUUGGCAUUGCCUUGUAUGAUAUUGCUACUUGAAUUUUUUAGAGGGUCUUUUUUGUAUGUGUUUUUUAUCACAUUAAGUAACCAGCCCCUAAUUCUCUAAUAAUUCAUAUGAUCUAGUUUGUGCUUCGUGACUGUUUGUAGUCUCAUUGAAUUCAUUUAAGAUCAAGGAGGUUGUAAGUAAGAAAGUAUUACUGUGGUUUCCUUUUAGUUUUGUUUUCUAGGACAGCUGAGGUCUUCAGUAAGGUUUUUACUUGCUCGGACAGUAAUAUAGAAGAGUUAAAUACAAAUAUAUAGCAUCUUGUAUUGGGAUUAAAUUUUCUGAAAUCAAAAGUCAGACUUAAACACCUGUAAAUAAAGUCAGUGUUUCAAGUUAGUGGAGCUUAUACAUAAAGGCUUAGUUUUGUUUUGUUUAAAUAAUUUUAAGCACCUAAAAAAAAAAAAAAAAAAAAGAAAAAAAAGAGUAAUGCAUCCAAACAAAAGAGGAAAAAAAAAAACCACCCACUCACACUUUAAGGAAUUUGUACAUGAAAUUUGCAUUACAUGUUUGUAUGUAAUUUCUAAACUGAAGCAAUUAAGGAAAGCUGUAAAAGCAGGGAGGGCUGAAGAUGAGGGUGCAAAGGAGACAGUAGAAUCUAUACCUUUUGGCUGUUCUGUAGAGAUUGCUGAUUCACUCUGACUUAAGUGUUAUCCUGUUUACUUUCUGACAGUUGCCUUGGCAAAGUGCUAAUUUGGUGAAAUGCACAUUUUCAGAUUCUCUUCAGCUGUUGUAAAAGCUGGGAUAGAAGUACAGGGUGAUUUCAUUCACCUAGAUGUUUCGUACUGCUGGCAAUUAUCUCAGUUUUACUUGUCUUCCUGCCCUCGACCCCCCAGUUUUAACUGAAAAAUGUUAGAGAAGUUGAGGUUGUGUUCUUCAAGCAGUAUAUUAUGCAAUGCUUUUGUCCAAGUCAACUUUACACUUUGCUUGGUCCAGUUGUGAAAAUUGAAAGAGGAAAGAAACCAAAAAUCACAGAACUGAGAACAGCUGGAGGUGUAUCUUAUAAAAAUAAUUCAGUGAAAAACAUGGUUCAUAUAUUUAUUUUCUCUUUUUGUAGCAGAAAAGCUGACUGAGGUUGUGAUGAUAUUUUUCCAUGGUGCCCCACCCUGUAUGGUGAAGUGUGAAGAUACAUUAUGUUCUACCAUUGCCUCUGUGCCUCCUUUGUCUGACCUCCUGUGGAUACCAACAGCAAGUGGGUGACCUUUGAUAUGCUCAUUUAAAAGGCAAAUGUUCUGAACAGAAACAAAAGGAAAACAAUGGCCUGUCUUACAAUGGCAAAUAUAGAAGGCACAGCAACUGCCACUGUCCACCAGAAUGGUGACAUCCUUGGGAAUACUAGUGCACCUAAGCAGACAGAGCCAUUGCUUCAAGUGUACCUUUAUUAUUCACCUGUGAAGACAGGAGGAGAUUAUCUUCAAUUUCCAGCUGGAGAAUACAUCGCAGAAGAGAUUUGCACUGUUGCCUGCAAAGCGUGUGGUAUCAUGCCAGUGUAUCAUAACAUGUUUGCACUCAUGAGUGAAACAGAUAGAGUUUGGUAUCCUCCGAAUCACAUUUUUCACGUAGAUGAAGCAACCAGAAUAAUGCUACUGUACCGGAUAAGGUUUUAUUUUCCCCACUGGUAUUGCAAUGGCACAAGCAGAGCAUAUCGCUAUGGCAUUAUUCGGGGCUCAGAAAGCCCUGUUCUUGAUGAUCUUGUCAUGUCUUACCUAUUUGCACAGUGGCGAGAUGAUUUUUUGGGUGGAUGGAUACAGAUGCCUGUUACUCAUGAAACGCAGGAAGAAUGCCUGGGAAUGGCUGUUCUGGAUAUGAUGAGGGUGGCCAAGGAAAAGGACCAAACCCCACUGGCUGUUUACAAUUCAGUCAGCUACAAAAUGUUUCUGCCUAAAUGUGUGCGAGCAAAGAUCCAAGAAUACCACAUUUUGACCCGAAAGAGAAUAAGGUACAGGUUCCGUAAAUUCAUACAGCAGUUCAGUCAGUGCAAAGCUACUGCCAGGAACUUGAAACUUAAGUAUCUCAUAAAUUUGGAAACCCUUCAGUCUGCCUUCUAUUCAGAGGUUUUUGAAGUAAAAGAACCUGGUGGAGAUCCUUCUGGAGAAGAAAGUUUUGCAACUAUUGUAAUAACUGGAAAUGGUGGAAUUCAGUGCUCAAGAGGAAAACUUAAAAACUGUGAGACACUGGCAGAGCAGGAGUUACAAACAUAUUGUGAUUUUCCUGAUAUCAUUGAUGUGAGCAUUAAACAAGCAAGUCAAGAAGGUUCCAGUGAGAGGAGAAUUGUCACCAUUCACAAACAAGACAGCAAGAAUCUGGAGGCUGAAUUUCAGUCUUUAAGAGAAGCUCUCUCCUUUGUAUCGUUAAUUGAUGGAUAUUACAGAUUAACUGCAGAUGCCCACCAUUAUCUCUGCAAAGAAGUAGCACCACCAUCAGUGCUUGAAAAUAUACAAAGCAAUUGCCAUGGACCAAUUUUCAUGGACUUUGCUAUCAAUAAACUGAAGAAGGCAGGUAAUCAGACUGGCUUCUACGUUCUUCGUUGCAGUCCUAAAGAUUUUAAAAAAUACUUCCUCACAUUUGCUAUUGAGCGUGAGAAUGUCACUGACUAUAAACACUGCUUAAUUACGAAGAAUGAAAAUGGGGAAUAUAAUCUUAGUGGAACCAAGAGAAGUUUUGGUAAUCUUAAGGAUCUAUUGACCUGUUAUCAGACAGAAACUGUCCGCUCAGACAGCAUCAUUUUCCAGUUCAUCAAGUGCUGUCCUCCAAAACCAAAAGAUAAAUCAAACCUCCUUGUCUUUAGAAGCAAUAGCGUCUCUGACGUGCCUUCAUCACCAAUGUUGCAGAGGCACAAUGUUAGCCAGAUGGUCUUUCACAAAAUCCGGAAUGAGGACUUGAUUUUUGAAGAGAGUCUUGGACAGGGCACAUUUACAAAGAUUUUCAAAGGUAUAAGGAAAGAAGUGGGAGACUAUGGCCAGCUCCAUCAAACUGAAGUUCUUUUAAAGGUUCUGGAUAAAGUGCAUAGAAACUACUCUGAGUCCUUCUUUGAGGCAGCAAGUAUGAUGAGCCAGCUUUCUUACAAACAUUUGGUAUUAAAUUAUGGAGUCUGUGUGUGUGGAGAGGAGAAUAUCCUUGUACAAGAAUAUGUGAAAUUUGGAUCUUUGGACACAUAUUUGAAAAAGAACAAAAACAUUAUUAAUAUAUUGUGGAAACUGGAAGUUGCCAAACAGCUGGCAUUAGCCAUGCAUUUCCUGGAGGAUAAAGGCCUUGUUCAUGGGAAUGUCUGUGCAAAGAACAUCUUGCUUAUUAGGGAGGAGGAUAGGAAGUCUGGAAGCCUUCCUUUUAUAAAGCUAAGUGAUCCUGGCAUCAGUAUCACAGUUUUGCCAAGAGACAUUCUUCUUGAGAGAAUACCAUGGGUUCCACCUGAAUGUAUAGAGAACCCCAAACAACUAAGCCUAGCUACGGAUAAGUGGAGUUUUGGUACCACUUUAUGGGAAAUUUGCAGUGGAGGAGAUAAACCACUGAGCGCUCUCGAUUCUUCAAGAAAACUACAGUUUUAUGAAGAUAGACACCAACUUCCUGCCCCCAACUGGACAGAGCUAGCAAAUCUUAUAAACAAUUGUAUGGAUUAUGAGCCAGAUUUCAGGCCAUCAUUUAGGGCAAUUAUACGUGACUUGAAUAGUUUGUUCACUCCUGAUUAUGAGUUAUUGACAGAAAAUGAUAUGUUGCCAAAUAUACGAACUGGAGCUCUUGGAUUUUCUGGAGCCUUUGAAGAUCGGGACCCUACACAAUUUGAAGAAAGACAUCUCAAGUUUUUACAGCAACUUGGCAAGGGAAACUUUGGCAGUGUUGAGAUGUGCCGGUAUGAUCCCCUACAGGAUAAUACUGGGGAGGUGGUGGCUGUGAAAAAGCUGCAACAUAGUACAGAGGAGCACCUUAGGGACUUUGAAAGAGAAAUUGAAAUACUUAAAUCUCUGCAGCAUGAUAACAUUGUUAAAUACAAAGGAGUUUGCUACAGUGCAGGUCGUAGGAAUCUGAGAUUAAUUAUGGAAUAUCUACCGUAUGGAAGCUUACGGGAUUAUCUGCAGAAACACAAAGAGAGAUUGGACCACAAAAAGCUUUUGCUGUAUGCUUCUCAGAUAUGCAAGGGCAUGGAGUAUCUGGGUACAAAAAGAUACGUUCACCGGGAUUUAGCAACAAGAAAUAUCUUAGUGGAGAAUGAGAACAGAGUUAAAAUUGGAGAUUUUGGAUUGACUAAAGUCUUGCCACAAGAUAAGGAGUACUACAAAGUGAAAGAACCUGGUGAAAGCCCUAUAUUUUGGUAUGCUCCAGAGUCUCUGACAGAAAGCAAAUUUUCUGUGGCUUCAGAUGUAUGGAGUUUUGGUGUGGUCUUGUAUGAACUCUUCACUUACAUUGAAAAGAGCAAAAGUCCACCAGCUGAAUUCAUGCGCAUGAUUGGUAAUGAUAAACAAGGGCAGAUGAUUGUAUUUCAUUUGAUAGAGCUUUUGAAGAACAAUGGACGACUUCCAAGACCAGAUGGAUGUCCUGAUGAGAUUUAUGCUAUCAUGAAAGAAUGUUGGAACAAUAAUGUUACUCAGCGGCCCACCUUUAGGGAUCUUGCUCAGCGAGUGGAUCAAAUAAGGGACAACAUGGGUGGAUGAGGAAACUGUCCCUGCUUAAGAGCAUAUAUUAGGAUGCAGAACAAAACGUACUUGGUUUGCUGUGUAUGUAUAAUUGACAUAUUUGCACAUGUGCAUCUUUGCUAGGAGUAAAAUCUGCAUGGCAAGUAUCUUAUAUGAAUCUGCAAACUUGAGGAAUCCUGCUGGUUUUCUUGAUCAGGAUAUAUUUGUUACUAUGAGAACAUGUUGAAAUUCUCAAUUCGGAAAGAAAUUAUUUUUCUAAAUUGAAUAAUAUAAUAUAUGGUCGGUCUACAACACCAUUAUUUGCCUUAUUUGGCAAUGCAAAAAAGAGGUGACAAAAUAUGGUGAGAUUAAGAAAUGAUAAGACUAUUUCCCUGUUGAAAUGGAGAUACAUAGAAAAGACAUGUAGUCUUUCCACUGUGAAUAUAUAGUGAGUGACUGCACACCAUGUUUUUUUGUGUUGCACAAGGGCUUUGUUUUGUUAAUGUGCUUUUGUAACUUUUCACUGUUGCUGCAGAAGUGGCUUCUCUGUAUAUCAAAAUGGAAUUGGUUAUGUAAUCCACAACUUUUAAUGUGCCUGUCUGAAUCAAUGAUCAGUCAGCAGUAUAUGCAAAGAAACAUAGGCUAUGUGAUAUACUGUAAGUAUUUCUAGGGGAAGAAAAAGGAAGUGAAUCGUUUGUAAUUUGGACAGUCAGAUAACUCACCUGUGUGAGAAUUGUAAUUUAAAAUGGAAAAAAAAACUUAAUUUUUUUUUUCAUAUUCUUUUCCUGUAAGCAUUAGAUUCCCUUUACAUGUUUGAGGAUACAGUGAUAGCAAGUAGAACUGAAGACACUUUGUAUAAGACUGUCCUCAGAUUGUUUCUGAAUAUGAAAAAGCCAAACGUACUGCUUCUGAAUGUUGCUCUUUUACUCUUUCCAGCUUUGUAUUUUUUAUGCUGUCCUCAGUGUACCUGUAAAUUGGAAACUUCCUAAAAACAGAAUUAAAAAUAUAGAAAAUGCCCUUCAAUUCCUUGCUUUGUUAUGAUCAUGAUCUUGUAUGUUCCUUCCAGUACGCUAAAAAGAAGGUUUAUUGCUCAGUGUAUGAUAUGGUCAGUCACUACUCAAAGUCAUUGAGUUGACUUUGGGCCAAUUCAUUUUAAAAAUCUCUUUUUUUUUUUUUUUUCCUGUUUUAAGACCUAGCCUGUGACCAUUUGGAAGGAGGAAAGUAUAAGUGCAGUUGCUUCACAUUUAGCUAAAGGCAAGAACAUGAUCCUAGUUAAUGAGAACUGGAAGGAGGUCGAAGUUACCUGAACAGAUUACUAUGUGUAAUUCCACUUCUGAAGCAAAUCUAACAAAUUUGUGGACAAGGCAACUAAUAGGUUUUGCCUCCAAGCAUGAAACUUGAGAAUAAUCUUGUAUCUUAAAGCAGAGAAGGUUUCAGGCUUUUGUUUAUUUAAAUUCAAAUGAUCUGGUUAUUUUUACAUAUUCUUAGAUGUUGUUUGUAAAGUACAAUGCUUGUUGUUCUUGAACUUUUGCUGAGGUUCAAUUAAGGCUACAAAAGCUCACAAACCCUUAAAAUCCAUACGUGUAUUUAAAGUGAAAUGUUCGUUUUUGAAAUUUGUGGCAGUGAAUUUGUGGAAUAGAAGGAAUACUUUGUUGUGAGGCCUCAUUAAAUUCAUGAUUAAUUACAUCUAUUUACUCAGAAGCUUAAGUGACUAUAAUUAAAAAGUAGGAAUUUCUUGCUCAGUGUAACAUAGUGCCAGUAUAGCAAUGUUUUGUACCACUGUGAUCUUUCUUUCCCACAAUUGCUCAUUCAAAAUUGUGAUUUUAUAAUAUGGGAGAUUGCUAAGUAGGGAUGGUAGCAUCAGCCCUCUUUCUGCCCCUUGCAUUUAAUAAAAAUUUUGUUGGGUUUUCUUCCUAUGAAACUCUUUCACAGAACCGUCAAACUGAUUUUUGCCAGCAGUUUACAAGCUGCAAAGAACUUUAGAGUACUCCUAUAUAUGUGUUUUCUCUGUUUCUGUAUGCUGCUUUUAAGACAAUGUAGAAGUUUCAGGCAAGGAACACCUUUGCAUUUGUACUCAGUUACGUGUACGUGUUUUUUGUAGCAAAAGAAGAUAAAGCUUUAAAGCAUCGAAGCAGCAUUUUAGCUGGGGGUAAUGUAUGCAGGAACCAUGUAAAAUUUGCAGUGUGUGGCAGUUGAUAGCUAACUAGUUUCCAAUAUAUAGUAGACUAAACAUAAUUUAUGUAAAAAUCUCAGGGAAGUUUGUGUAAUGCAAUGAAGAGAUCUUCCAGUCUGCUAUUUUUUCAAGUGAAUAAAAAGUCUUGCUUGUUCUACUACCGUAUAAUUGAUUACAUAGUCUGUUUGAUUGCUUAAAUAUAGUGUGGAAUGCAAGGAUAGUUUUUUAAGUUUUGUGGACUUUUUACUUCAGUACUUUAUAAUUUUUAGAGAAAGCCAUAUCCUUACACUGCAGUAUAAUUUUGUGCUGUUGGUCAGGAGCAUAUGUAAUCAAUUGUACCAAGUCGGUCUGUGCAAAGGGCUUGAUCAUCCAGGAUAAGUAUUCUUAACUGGAUGAAUAGGACCAAGUAGUGCUUAAGACUCAGGGGAUGUGUGUGAUCAUCUGCAGUGUCAAUGUUUAGGUCUUGGAGCAGACAGAAUCAUGGUUUUCUCAAAAAGCUGUAAAGGAUGUAAAUGCAAUGAUUUGUUGAAUUUGCUAAUGCCAUGUGUAGUAUCCUUUUUUUAAAAAUAAAAUGAAAUUUACAAAAAAAAACACACAAAAACCCACAAAAACUGCAUUUCAAGAGCAAAUCUAUUGUAGAUUUGUAGAAUGCCAUAUUUUUAUAUAGUAUUUUUAUUAACAGAAUCAUAUUUUUAUUUUUGAAACUUUAUUCAGUUGGCAUUGCAUUUGUCACACUUUAGUGUAGUCAAUAUGCCACCCAAAAUGCUGUGAUUUAUUGUAGAAGUGCUGUUUUUAUGCAUACAUGACUGCUGCUAUGACGUAGAAUUAAGAUACUAACUACCGCUUUGCACUUGUUUUAAGUGAAAGGAUUUUCCUGUAAGUGCACAGUGUAUCUUAAAAAAAAAAAAAAAAAAAAAA